GUUCAAAACGGAUUCAAAUUCAACUGUGUUUAUAUGCAGUUCUAUUAAUUUUUAUUUUUUUCACAUCAUUCAGCAUGAUUUGCUUCAGAAACAUUGCAUUUAAAUGCAAUCGUAUAUCAUUUAUUUCAAUGGCAGCCAACAAGCAGUUACAUACUAGUUCGAUGAAGUGUCUUCCUCUUGUCCCAAUUGUGGUGGAAAAUACUGGGAGAGGAGAAAGAUCAUAUGAUAUAUACUCCAGAUUGCUAAAGGAGAGGAUUAUUUGUGUCAUGGGAACAAUCACUGAUGAGAUGUCUUCUCUCGUAGUGGCUCAACUUCUAUUUUUGCAGUCUGAAAGUUCCAAGAAGCCUGUACACAUGUAUAUCAAUAGCCCUGGGGGAAGUGUUACGGCUGGCCUAGGAAUAUAUGAUACUAUGCAGUAUAUAGCACCUCCCAUCGCUACUUGGUGUGUAGGUCAGGCAUGCAGUAUGGCAAGUCUUCUUUUGGCGGCUGGCUCUCAUAACAUGAGGCAUUCCUUACCAAAUGCUCGUAUAAUGAUUCAUCAACCAUCAGGAGGAGUUAGGGGCCAAGCCACUGACAUAAUGAUUCAAGCUGAAGAGAUUAGCAACCUUAAACGUCAAAUCAAUAGGCUGUAUUCACAUCAUACUGGUCAGCCUAUUGAUAUUAUUGAAAAAAAUAUGGAAAGAGACAAAUUCAUGUCACCUAUCGAUGCUAAGAAGUUUGGCCUUAUAGAUAUGGUCCUUAAUGCUAGUGAAGGUGAGGAAGAAGUCGAAGGUGCUGUGAAAACAUGAUAUGUAAAGAUAUUUAAAAAAAAAAUGUUUAAAAUGUUCUGUUAUUUUUAUCUAAGUUAUUUAUAUUUUGUACAAUAGACUCCUUAUAAUUCACUUGAAAAUAAUUAUAUAUAUUUAUGGGAGGAAGGGAGAAGUUUAGAUAAUGCAUAAUUUAGCAAUAAUUGUUGUAUUGAACAUUAAAUAAUUAUUUAGAAUAAAAGUAAAUAUAAUCAAAAGAUUAUAUUUUAGUGAAUAAUUGACAAAUAUUGUAUAAAAUAUAAUAUUUUACUAUGAAAACAUAAUUUUCUGAUAGUUGAAAGAAAAUCUUAAAUAUUUCUUGUCAAAUCUAUUUUUUAUACUCUAUGAUUCACUUGAAAAUAA
Nezara viridula (southern green stink bug) is the source of this 1148-nucleotide messenger RNA. Lineage: Eukaryota; Metazoa; Arthropoda; Insecta; Hemiptera; Pentatomidae. The record is from the annotation of a GenBank genome assembly.